Messenger RNA from Orycteropus afer afer, 1905 nucleotides. It is a transcript of the gene TM9SF2, whose product is annotated as transmembrane 9 superfamily member 2. The record is from RefSeq and is a predicted model, not a curated record. Gene Ontology annotation, cellular component: membrane. The transcript has 17 exons. Gene Ontology annotation, biological process: protein localization to membrane. Lineage: Eukaryota; Metazoa; Chordata; Mammalia; Tubulidentata; Orycteropodidae.
AUGAGUGUGAAGCUGCGGGAGUCUUCUCCACCUCGUUGGCCGCAGCUGUUGCUACUGUCGCUGCUUCUGCUGGGGGCGGCACCAGGCCCACGCCGGGGCGACGCUUUCUACCUGCCGGGCCUGGCGCCCGUCAACUUCUGCGAGGAAGAAAAAAAGAGCGGCGAGUGUAAGGCUGAAAUAGAACUAUUUGUGAACAGGCUUGACUCAGUGGAAUCUGUUCUUCCUUAUGAAUAUACAGCGUUUGAUUUUUGCCAAGCAUCAGAAGGAAAACGCCCAUCUGAAAAUCUUGGUCAGGUAUUAUUCGGAGAAAGAAUUGAACCUUCACCAUACAAGUUUACGUUUAAUAAGGAAGAGGCUUGUAAGCUCGUUUGUACAAAAACAUACCAUACAGAGAAAGCUGAAGACAAACAAAAGCUGGAAUUCUUGAAAAAAAGCAUGCUACUAAAUUAUCAGCAUCACUGGAUUGUGGAUAAUAUGCCUGUAACAUGGUGUUAUGAUGUUGAAGAUGGUCAGAGGUUUUGUAAUCCUGGAUUUCCUAUUGGCUGUUACAUUACAGAUAAAGGCCAUGCAAAAGAUGCUUGUGUUAUUAAUUCAGAAUUCCAUGAAAGAGAUACAUUUUAUAUCUUCAACCAUGUUGACAUCAAAAUAUACUAUCAUGUUGUUGAAACUGGGUCCAUGGGAGCAAGAUUAGUGGCUGCUAAACUUGAACCAAGAAGCUUCAAACAUACCCAUAUAGAUAAACCAGACUGCUCUGGACCCCCCAUGGAUAUAAGUAACAAGGCCUCAGGGGAGAUCAAAAUUGCCUAUACUUACUCUGUUAGUUUCCAGGAAGAUAAAAGUAUCAGAUGGGCAUCCAGAUGGGAUUAUAUUUUGGAAUCUAUGCCUCAUACCCACAUUCAGUGGUUUAGCAUAAUGAAUUCCCUGGUAAUUGUUCUCUUCUUAUCUGGAAUGGUAGCUAUGAUUAUGUUACGGACACUGCAUAAAGAUAUUGCCAGAUAUAAUCAGAUGGAUUCUACGGAGGAUGCCCAGGAAGAAUUUGGCUGGAAACUAGUUCAUGGUGAUAUUUUCCGUCCUCCAAGAAAAGGGAUGCUGCUAUCAGUCUUUCUAGGAUCAGGGACACAGAUUUUAAUUAUGACUUUUGUGACUCUGUUUUUUGCUUGCCUGGGAUUUUUGUCACCUGCCAACAGAGGAGCACUGAUGACUUGUGCUGUGGUCUUAUGGGUGCUGCUGGGAACUCCUGCAGGUUAUGUUGCUGCCAGAUUCUAUAAGUCCUUUGGAGGUGAGAAGUGGAAAACAAAUGUUUUAUUAACAUCAUUUCUUUGUCCUGGGUAAGUGAAUUUUUUCAAUAAUUAUUUUCUUCUUAUAGUCAUAAUUUAUAGGUGUUCACAACAGUGUGGUGAGGCCAUUGAACACCCAGUUCGAACCAAUCAGAUUCCACGUCAGAUUCCUGAGCAGUCGUUCUAUACAAAGCCCUUGCCUGGUAUUAUCAUGGGAGGGAUUUUACCAUUUGGAUGCAUCUUUAUACAGCUUUUCUUCAUUCUGAAUAGCAUUUGGUCUCAUCAGAUGUAUUACAUGUUUGGCUUCCUAUUUCUGGUGUUUAUCAUUUUGGUUAUUACAUGUUCUGAAGCAACUAUACUUCUUUGCUACUUCCACUUAUGUGCAGAGGAUUAUCAUUGGCAGUGGCGUUCAUUCCUUACCAGUGGCUUUACUGCUGUUUAUUUCUUAGUGUAUGCAAUACACUACUUCUUUUCAAAACUGCAAAUCACAGGAACAGCAAGUACAAUUUUGUACUUUGGUUAUACCAUGAUAAUGGUUUUGAUCUUCUUUCUUUUUACAGGAACAAUUGGCUUCUUUGCGUGCUUUUGGUUUGUUACCAAAAUAUACAGUGUGGUGAAGGUAGACUGA